Entamoeba invadens IP1 is the source of this 510-nucleotide messenger RNA. RefSeq lists its product as hypothetical. The record is from RefSeq and is a predicted model, not a curated record. The coding region runs from base 1 to 510 and encodes 169 amino acids. NCBI's taxonomy places the organism in Eukaryota, Evosea, Mastigamoebida, Endamoebidae. The transcript has a single exon.
AUGAAAAUACCCUCAUUUGUCAAAUUUUUAUUGUUGAUCCUUUGUUGUUUGGUCAUUUUUACACCAACAUAUCCCGUUUACUCGUAUUCAACAGAGGAACACAGAAUGGUCUAUACUUCAGUGACAUUCUUCUUGUGCUUCUUGGUGUGCUGCCUCGUUUCAAAUCUGUUUGUGGAGGAGGAACAAGUUGUACCGCGAAUGUUCCCAACCGCCGCUCCAAUCUCACAAAAAUCUGAAUAUAUCAAGGCACUCCCAAGAAUGUCCGCAAUACCAAAACAAAGCACCGCACCAACAGCAGUCGGGAUGGAACUCAACGACUUUGUUCUGAGAGAACAAAACAUAACCGAAGAAAUCCUCAAAAAGCAACAAGCACUUUUACUCGAGUCUGAUCCUCUUGUACAGGCUAACCUCAAGGAUGAAAUCGCAAAACUUAAUGUCGACCUCGUGAACGCUCAACAAGCUUCAAAACUGAAACACGACAUGGAGAGAAAAAGAGUCUCUUCUGCUUGA